Plectropomus leopardus (leopard coralgrouper) is the source of this 3708-nucleotide messenger RNA. It is a transcript of the gene rnf215, whose product is annotated as ring finger protein 215. Lineage: Eukaryota; Metazoa; Chordata; Actinopteri; Perciformes; Serranidae. The record is from RefSeq and is a predicted model, not a curated record.
UCGAGGGGUCUGGCUAGCCAACUAUGACAAAAAUGCUAGGAGCUUUUCCAAAAUAAGGGGUCACAGCUGAUGGGGUUUAUGUAUUGAUAACAGUAUUUAUCGGUGUUUUCUCUCUGCUGUUGUUCGGGUCAUGGCCGCAGCUCGCUGCUGUCUCUGGCUGACGUUACCCCUCGUCCUGCUGCGGUGGCCGGGGCUGCUGGUCGCGGCGGAGCAGGUCGCUUUGGUGGAGGUUUUCCUGGAGCAGCGGCCCGGUGUCAGCACGCUGCUCCAGGGGGAGGUGGUGGAGUCCGGCAGCUGGAGCUCCGAGCACCGGGAGGGGGACCGGGAUGAGCUGGAGGGGGAGCUGGUCCUGGUGCAGAGUGAGGAGACGCAGGUGAGCGCGGGAAAAAGCGACGACGACGAGCAGGAGCCGUGGAUCGGAGUGGUUCCCGUGGAGAUGGACGACAGCAAAGCCUCCACCGGAAACCAGGAGUCCUUUGCUGAUGCGAUGGUCAAUAAGAUGAAGCGAGCGUUGGUCCUCGGAGCUUCUGCGCUGAUCAUUCUGGCUCUCAACCAAAACACUGUCAGUGAGAUGGAUCUGUCUCAGGUGCUCUCCAAGCCCAUCAUUGUGAUCCAGACAUCUGAAAAUGUCACCAAGCUGAUCGGAGCUCUGCUGAGGGGUCUUCAGGCGACAGCAAAAAUCACGUACAAGACGAUCCUGCAGGACAACCUGGGAGCCACGCUCACGCUGUGGUCCAGCUGCGGUCGAUCGAGAGGAGGGCGCUACGGAGAGUGGCAGGGGGUCAUCUGCACGGGAGAGACCAACUCUCAGGUCCAGAAGUACCUGCAGAAGCUGUGGGACACGGUCCUCCUCGUGGCUCUGAUCCUCAGCACCGGAGUCAUUGUCCAGGCUCGCUGGCAGUACCAGGACCACCAGCUGAACGACGACCUGCAGCUCUCUCCUAAACAGGAUGUCCUUAAGAGAAUGUCGUCCCUGAAGACCAAAACAUACCGUCAGCCCAAACCGCGGUGUGACCCGUCCCAGCUGGGGGAGACGGACAACUGUGCCGUCUGUCUGGAGCCGUUCAACAACAACCAGUGUCUGCGGGUGCUGCCGUGUCUUCAUGAGUACCACAGAGACUGUGUGGACCCCUGGCUGCUGCUGCAUCACACCUGUCCUCUGUGCAAACGCAGCAUCCUCGCGUCUGCAAAGAAAGUUAACACUCACCUCACCUCCACUGAUGAAGCAGCUCCGGGAAUCAAGUCUCGUCUCUUCCUCAGUGACACUCCAGUAGCCAUUUUUUUAACUGACCUCGCCACUUCUUCCUUCCUGCAGUGGAUUGUGGGAGCAAACACACACUCGUCAAAGCAGCUGGCCGGCCGUCUGGACUUUGGAGUGGUCCGGUUUUGACAUCUGACCUGCGAGAGGGUGCAGCAAGUCUCACAGACAUACAGUGUUAGAGUAAACACAAUACAAUGAAGUACUGUGCUGGUACUGUUGUGUAUUAACAGUACUUUUCCCUGGGAUCAUGUUACUGUACAAUUGUGGAAAUAUUUGUAUGUGUGAUCUACAGUAGUGGGACUCAUGAGGGUGUUUGUGCUCUUUUCAUAAACACCUUCUCUGUUUCUGCUGUAAACAGAGUGCUCUCUGCACGGACAUCCAGUGCUUUAUGGUUUUACAGGAGGACGUAUGGAUCUACGGGCCAGUGUAAAAGAUCACUUUAGGGCCAAAUGAUGUCAAUAAACAACUCAUUAACUGAGAGUUUAAGCGUAGUGUCCAAACUCAUACUUUGUUGUUAAAUGUUAGUUGUUGAGGUUCUGUAGUUGUAGUGCAGAAGUAACCAGGUGGUAGCAGAUGUGGAAAGUGUUUGCACUUGUCCUUAACAUGCCUUAUGACUUAACUACAGAGUGACAGAAACCACAAACACACCUCCUCAAUUAUGUGUAUGCUACCGUAGCUAAUUUUAGUUGCAUUGUUUGAAAUGAUUAGUGACGAAGAUGUUGAACAGGUAGACUGGAAAACAUUUUGUACAGAGUUUGUGCCACAGCUCAGUUUGAUUUUCACUUUUUUUUUGUAUGUGUGAAGAAGUCAAAAACAGCUCUGCUCUAAUGGUCAAACAGACAAAAACUGAACCAACAGAAGAUCAUCUCAAACGUGAAAAAGUGACGUACGGCUGCACAGCUAAUAGGCCGAUUAAUUACAAUUUUGUUCUUCAACACAACAACUGCAGUGCCAGCUGUGUGAAGAAAGCAUCCUACUUCAAUGGGGUUUUUUUCCAUUUAAAGGAAAAGUUCAACAUUGUCAAAAAUAACCGUACGGUAAAUAUAAAGCUACAGCCAGCGGAUGAUGAGCACAUUUUAGCAUCAAGACUAAAAACAAGGAAAUAAUUACGGCUCAUUUAUGCUCCCUUUAUAUACGAAAAAUGAUUUGUCUGUUUCAAACGCUGUAAACCUCACUGCCCUCCUACUUUCAUGCAUCUUCUCUGUUUGCAUAGAUACAGCCAACAGAUGGCACUACAGGGCAGAUUUAAACGUUUUACACAACAAUAAAUAAGGUGGUUGAUGUCCUAAUAUUGUAGCUGUAAAGAAGGCAGCACUGCAGACGCAUACGUCUGGAUAAAUGAGACCUGGAUUAUGCUGCACAAGGUUUUAAACAGAUGUUUUGAUAUAGUUUUCCUGUUGUUAAACAGAUAAAGAUCUCGUACUUUAUGUAUUCUUCUUCCACCAUUUACAUGUGCAAGAAAGACAAAACUGUCUUCAAAAAUUCAGCAGAACACAGGGAGAGCAACUGAUGUACAAAAGAUCAUUUGAGGGGUUAAGUGUUUCUUAACUGGCUGCAGCUUCAUAUUUAAAGUACAGACAUGAGAAUAUCAAUCUUCUCACCUAACUUUUGGCAAGAAAACAAACUGGCAUGUUUGUGUUGAACUAUUCCUUUGGAUAAAACUUAAAAUGUACAGUAAAAUCUACAUUAUUGUGAAACUGAAGGCUAAAAAUGUCCCAGCCCAAAAAAAAAAAAAAAAAAAACUGACAACUUACCGAAAAACGGGCCAUAUUUUAACCCUAACUGUGCAGCCGUACUCUGAGGCAUCUCUGGUGACGUCUCAGACACCUUCUGAGGCGAAAGGAGAAAACAGUCAGUGAUGACUCAAACUCAAAAAGGAUGUCAAAAACAUAGAAUUAUUGUAUUUAUUUUGGAUUUUUUUGCAAUGUCAACUUCAAAAAGCAAAUUAAAUCUGCUUUUUUUGUUACAAAAUGCUCUGAUAGAUCUGUUCUCUUCAUAGAAAAUAGUCUGUGCAUGGCAACAUGUUGGAGGUUUGGUUACUCUGAGAGACGUGAGCGCCUCUGUACAGCACGUGCUUCCAUUAUCACUUGAUUUCUUUUUCUAGAAACUUUUUUUGUCGUUUCUACAAAGGCUGGACAACAGUAGUGUGAACUGGGAGGAUGACAUCGCAUGCAUGCACUUGAACGUUGCAUGCAACAAGCUCGCAGACAGGUUGCUCGCAGAGGAUGAGCCGUAGGAGCAGCGCAGUGAGCCGCUGAUGUCCAGACUUGAUCACCAGGUCGUUAAUUGUUCUUCCAGCUACAGAAGAAACCGCAGUUUCUCCAAAACCCUGGAUGUCUCUUCCUUUUAUUCCUAUGUUGUCUAUUUGAUGAUAAUGAUGUCAAAGAAAAACUUCAUUCAGCCACUCUGAAUCUUAAUAAUAAAAUGAUUUUGUUAUUUGGCAAAAA